Molecule: messenger RNA, 398 nt
Organism: Rhizophagus irregularis DAOM 181602=DAOM 197198
Lineage: Eukaryota; Fungi; Glomeromycota; Glomeromycetes; Glomerales; Glomeraceae
Source: RefSeq, a predicted model, not a curated record
AUUAUAAUCCUUUGGUUGAUAAAUUAAAGCCUUCACGUAAAUUUAAAUUAUGUCAACAGUCUUAAUAGGAAAAAUACUGGGAUGGAUAGGCUUUAUUACACUUAUUCAUUCCACAUAUUCUACUUAUGAACAUCUGUCGUAUCUAAAAGCUGUUGAAAAGGCAAAUGAUAUGCCAAUUGAGAUUACAGUCGAAUGUCUUUUUUCUGUAAUAAUCUUUGCAAUUAGUGUAAUAUUAGUAGCGGGUCCUUUAAAACCAAUAUUAAUGAAAAGCGAAAUGGUGAAAAAGUCCAUUGACAAAGUUGAUACGCGCCCUUCCUUCAAUACUUUUAAUCAUCGAGGUAGGAUAAUUAAAUCAUCAUUGGAUAUAAAAUAAUAUUUACUAUAAUCUUUUCUCUUAA